Molecule: messenger RNA, 969 nt
Organism: Capsaspora owczarzaki ATCC 30864
Lineage: Eukaryota; Filasterea; Ministeriida; Capsasporidae
Product: vesicle-associated membrane protein
Exons: 4
Coding region: 62-700 (212 amino acids)
Biological process (GO): vesicle-mediated transport
Cellular component (GO): membrane
Source: RefSeq, a predicted model, not a curated record
GUUUGUUGGUCUGAGUAACUGGCUCAUUCCUUUUUUUUUUUUUCUUGUUCGACAUCCAAUCAUGUCGAUUAUCUACUCGCUCGUGUCCUGCGGGAGCACCAUUCUCGCCGAGUACACUGACAAGACCGGCAACUUUACCACCAUCACCCAGACCAUCCUGGACAAGAUUCCUCCUCAGAAUGCCAAAAUGACCUAUGUUUACGAUCGACACCUCUUCCACUACAUUGCAGAGGACGGAUUUGUCUACUUGUGCAUGGCAGACGAGGCGUUCGGCCGCCGCGUCCCGUUCGCCUUCCUGCUCGACGUCAAGUCGCGCUUCGAGUCGACCUACAAGGCCCGCGCUCGCACGGCGUUCGCGUACGGCCUCAACCGCGAGCUCGCUCCCAUCCUUAAGCAGCAGAUGGAGUACUACUCGCAAAACCCCAACUCGGACCGCAUCAACCAAGUCCGCAACGAAAUUGCACAGGUCAAGGACGUCAUGGUCCAGAACAUUGAAAAAGUCCUCGAGCGUGGCGAGCGCAUCGACUUGCUCGUCGACAAGGCCGACAACCUCAACCAGGCUGCAUUCCAGUUCAAGAAGUCGUCCACCAAGCUGAAGCGCAACUUUUGCUGGCAGAACGCCCGCCUGACCAUCAUAAUAGUGAUUGUGGUCGCUGUCAUUCUGACACUGAUCAUUCUGCUCGCGACCGGCAAGAUCUAAACGGUCUGCGCCUUUGUUUAUCGCCUGCAUAGCUUUUUUUUUUGUUGACUUUUUGGUGCGAUCGCUUGAUUCCGGCUUCCGCUCCCCACCCCUCCCCACCCCUGUCCAUUGUUUGUCGCUGCAUGCAUUUCCAAUGCACGCAUUAGGUGCUGAUUGAUGCUCAUUUCCCCUGCUCUUCCACAACACUUUGCACCUGUCUGAAUUUUUUCGUGUUUUUUUCAUUGUCUCGUUCUUCAAUUGAAAUUCUUAUUAAUCUCUUUCGAGUUUUU